UUUCGAUAACUAUCCAUACCGUGGGAUACAUCUUGACAAGUUGUAUGCGUUCAGUGAAUAUCUUUGAAUAAGUGUGUUAUGAAGUUAGUGUUGUGUAUUUUCAAAACAAAAAAAUGAAGUGUUUUAAGGAGUUCUUAACAUUUUUGUUUACAGCAUCUCUAAUUAUAACAGUAGAAGGAAUACGGCCGCAAGAUGAUUUAAAUGAAUUGAAACCUAUAUCAAGGUCAAAACGGAAUGGAGCGUCAGCAGCAGACAAGAAUACUACUAACGAUACGAACAAUCCUUGCUUAUAUAAAAAAAUUGAAAAACCUGUUUUUGAAAUACCUGGCCGGAGAAUUAGCGAUGCGAAAUGCUACGAAUAUCUUUGGGAAAUAGAAAAUCGGCAAGAAUACAACAAAAAAUUGCGUGAAUGUUUUCAAUACCAAUACGAACGCAGUCCUGUCAAGCCACAUUUUGCGAUAGGUGGUAGAAUAACGGAGCCAGGUGAAUUCCCCCACAUGGGUGCAGUGGGGUGGAAAUCGUCAACGGGUACAUGGAUAUUCAAAUGCGGCAGCUCCUUGAUAAGUUCCAAGUUCAUGCUGACAGCGGCACAUUGCUCUAAAGUAUCACCGAGAGAUUCUACCGUAGCAAACCAGGUGCCGGAGAUCGUGAGAUUGGGUGAUAAAAAUAUUAUUGAUAGGUUUUCAAAUGGAUUGGAUCCAGUUGACGUAAGAAUUAAGAAAAUCAUAAAUCAUCCGUUGUACAAGCCACCGAAGAAAUAUUACGACAUCGCAAUUAUAGAAUUAGUGAGAGAUGUGAGUUUUGAUAAAUACGUUCAGCCGGCGUGUCUAUGGCCCAGGUAUGACACCAGUCCACUUGGGACGAAGGCAACCUUGACUGGAUGGGGUGUCAUUGAAACAGCAAGACUUCUAACAUCUCCUGAACUGCAGGCUGCAGAAGUGGACAUAUUAAAUUCGGAUGUCUGUGACAGUUUUUUGAAGCCUUCUUGUACACGACUUUGGUGCGGGAUGAAUGAAACUCAACUUUGCGCUGGAAAAUUAGCAGGCGGUGUUGACGCUUGUCAGGGUGAUUCUGGAGGGCCAUUGCAAGUGAAAAUAGAUUUGCCAUCUAACAGUGAGGGAGCUAUACACUACGUCAUCGGGGUGACGUCAUUCGGCAUUGGCUGCGCACGCGCAAACACGCCCGGCGUUUACACCAGGGUCAGUAGUUUUAUAGACUGGAUAGAAGAUGUCGUGUGGCGAGGAAAAAACUAAUUCUGAAAUAAAAAUUUAUGUAUUCAUUUAGUAAAUAAAAUUAAACGAGCCUUUGUUGUUAGUAA
Papilio xuthus (Asian swallowtail) is the source of this 1318-nucleotide messenger RNA. Lineage: Eukaryota; Metazoa; Arthropoda; Insecta; Lepidoptera; Papilionidae. The record is from RefSeq and is a predicted model, not a curated record.